Molecule: messenger RNA, 1382 nt
Organism: Brachypodium distachyon (stiff brome)
Lineage: Eukaryota; Viridiplantae; Streptophyta; Magnoliopsida; Poales; Poaceae
Exons: 2
Coding region: 105-1070 (321 amino acids)
Source: RefSeq, a predicted model, not a curated record
ACACAUAUCCAUAUCCACCGAUCAAGCCUGCACACAUACAGCCUAAUAGCUCAAGGCAAUAUUAAUCAAGUUAGAUCGAGCUCGAUCUAAUUAAGCUUAGAGCGAUGGCUGCAGCUCGGGCAGCGAUCAUGGCGGCGGUGGUGCUGCUGGCGUGCGCCGCCUACGAGGUGUCGGCGCAGCCGAGGAGGCUGCCGGGGAACGCGCAGGUGUUCAGGCCCAAGAAGUUCGGGCAGAGAGACCAGGCUUUCAACUGCAACGGCACCAAUGGCCGCCAGGAGACCUGCUUCUGCGACAAGCGAUGCCCCAACGAGUGCAUCAUGGAGUGCCCCGGAUGCAAGAGCUUCUGCUUGUGCGACUUUUACCCCGGCGUGGUCUGCGGCGACCCGCGCUUCACCGGCGCCGACGGCAACAACUUCUACUUCCACGGCAAGAAGGACCAGGACUUCUGCAUCGUCUCCGACGCUGACCUCCACGUCAACGCUCACUUCAUUGGGAAGAGCAACCCCACCAUGAGCCGCGACUUCACCUGGAUCCAGGCCCUCGGCAUCCGCUUCGCCGACCACCGUCUGUACAUGGGCGCCCAGAAGACCGUCAAGUGGGACGACGACAUCGACCGCCUCGAGCUGACCUUCGACGGCGCUCCCAUCGAGAUCCCCGUCAAGGACGGCGCGAGGUGGGAAUCCGCCGCCGUGCCCGGGCUGACCGUCACGAGGACUGCCGCCGUCAACGGCGUCACCGUGCGGCUCGCGGGGGUGUUCGACAUCAUGGGCAAGGUGGUUCCCAUCACCAAGGAGGACUCACGCGUCCACAACUACGGCGUGACCGAGGAUGACACCCUCGCCCACUUCGACAUCGGCUUCAAGUUCCAUGACCUUUCCGACGACGUCCAUGGCGUGCUCGGCCAGACCUACCGCCCCGACUACGUCAACAUGCUCAGCGUCACCGCCAGCAUGCCGGUCAUGGGCGGCUCCCCCAGCUAUGUCUCAUCCGACAUCUUCGCCACCGACUGCACCGUCGCCAGGUUCGGCCGCAAUGCCGGAAUCGCCAUGGUCACCGGCAGUGCCAACUAAACACACCAAGCUUGGACGGAUGGCUAGCUAGCUCUAAUAUGAUCGUCCGGCCGAUCUUGCGCGCUAGCCUAUGAAUAACUAAUUUAAUUAAGUUGAUCUGAAAGAGCAUGGAACUGAUGAUGAUGCCAACAUGCAUGACACGUACAUGUCACGGACAUUUAUAAUUUCUGCAAUUGAUGUUGCAAGUGGAAUAAGAUAUUACUACUGGUGAUGAAGACUUUAUAUUUGAAGAAAUUGACUAUAUACAUUUGUUUUAUGUAACUUGUGCAAUUCAUAUUGCAAAUCGAAAAAGAUUUGGACUGGCUAUUACUA